GCAGAAGCUGAUAUUGAAAUUAAGAGCCAUUUCCAAGUACACCCGACGGUGAUGCUUGCCAAUGAUGAAGUAUUGAACGCAAUUCAAACGCUCACCAGAAAAAUUGAAACGAUCGAAGCUGGUAGAACCUCUCGAUCGAACCAAUCAAACUACAAUAAUCGAUGGAAUAACCAAACUGUUGAUAAUGGACCGGUGUGUUAUGGUUGUGGAGAAGCUGGUCACAUACGUCCAAAUUGUCCAAAUGCCAAUAGAAACCAAACUGGCGGAAAUAAUCGACGAGAGUUUUCUCAAAAUGGAAAUAAUAAUCGACAUAGUCAAAACAACAACCAUCCAAAUUGGAGAAACCAAUCACAAGAUGCCAGGCAAGAUAAUCUAACUAGUAAUAGUCAACCGACGAAUAAUCAGUUACUACAAUUGCAAGUGCUUACAGAUAUUAUUCAAGCCAAUACGAACGGAAAUGAUGGUCGUACAUAUCUUGGAACACAUGAGUAUUAUCCGGCUGAACGAUCUAAACCAAAGGAACGGUUCAACCCAACGGCCAAACAACAUAAUACGCGAAAAGUAUCCAAUGACGAGGCUAAUCCAACUGCUUCAGAGCAAGAGACCGAAUCGGAAAGUGAGGAAAACAUCGACAGUGAAAUAGAAGUUGAAAAACAGAAUUUAGAGAAAAAGAAUUUUUUAAUGUACACCACGACCGAAAAUGAUUGGCAAAUCACUCGAUCACGAACUUGGAGAACUGAGUUUCCUAUUUCAACCAGGUAUCUCAGCGGAUAA
Ambispora gerdemannii is the source of this 774-nucleotide messenger RNA. The record is from the annotation of a GenBank genome assembly. Lineage: Eukaryota; Fungi; Glomeromycota; Glomeromycetes; Archaeosporales; Ambisporaceae.